Dioscorea cayenensis subsp. rotundata (Guinea yam) is the source of this 2472-nucleotide messenger RNA. RefSeq names its product nucleolar GTP-binding protein 1-like. The transcript is spliced from 3 exons. The record is from RefSeq and is a predicted model, not a curated record. Gene Ontology annotation, cellular component: nucleolus. Gene Ontology annotation, molecular function: GTP binding; RNA binding; GTPase activity. Gene Ontology annotation, biological process: ribosomal large subunit biogenesis. The coding region runs from base 156 to 2180 and encodes 674 amino acids. Lineage: Eukaryota; Viridiplantae; Streptophyta; Magnoliopsida; Dioscoreales; Dioscoreaceae.
CUUCUUCUCUCUCAUUGCGCUGAGGGCGCUAAAACCCUAGGCGAUUGAUCCUUCGUGGUGCGGCGACGACAGGGCGGUGGUCUUCGGAGCGGAGUAGAGCCAUUUCGAAUCUCGUGGCGCUGAUAUAAUUUGCAGCUGAAAGAUAUACUGACAAGAUGGUGCAGUACAAUUUUAAGAAAAUCACUGUAGUCCCAUCUGGGAAGGAGUUCGUUGAUAUCAUCCUCUCCCGCACGCAACGUCAAACCCCAACAGUGGUGCACAAGGGUUAUGCUAUAUCUCGCCUGCGCGCUUUCUAUAUGCGCAAGGUUAAGUUCACCCAACAGAAUUUUAAUGAGAAACUCUCCACUAUCAUUGAGGAAUUUCCCCGAUUGGAUGACAUCCAUCCGUUCUAUGGGGAUCUCUUACAUGUUCUUUACAAUAAAGACCACUACAAGCUUGCUCUUGGCCAGAUUAACACUGCAAGAAAUAUCAUCAAGAAGAUUUCAAAUGAUUAUAUUAGGCUGCUUAAGUAUGGAGAUUCUCUUUAUAGAUGUAAAUGCUUGAAGGUCGCUGCCCUUGGCAGGAUGUGCACUGUUAUAAAGCGAAUUGGACCUAGCUUGGCAUAUUUGGAGCAGAUACGACAGCAUAUGGCUAGGCUUCCUUCGAUAGACCCCAAUGUUCGCACAAUCUUGAUCUGUGGAUACCCCAAUGUUGGUAAGAGCUCCUUCAUAAAUAAGAUAACUAGGGCUGAUGUUGAUGUCCAACCUUAUGCUUUCACAACAAAGUCUCUCUUUGUUGGUCACACUGACUACAAGUAUCUCCGCUAUCAAGUCAUCGACACACCUGGUAUCCUAGAUCGCCCUUUCGAGGACAGGAACAUUAUUGAGAUGUGCAGCAUCACUGCCUUGGCACAUUUGAAGGCUGCUAUUUUGUUCUUUCUGGACAUAUCUGGAUCAUGUGGAUACACCAUUGCACAACAAGCUGCACUCUUCCAUAGCAUCAAGUCUCUGUUCAUGAACAAACCCUUAGUUAUAGUUUGCAACAAGAUUGAUCUGCAGCCAAUGGAGGGGCUAUCAGAGGAUGAUAUGAAGUUGGUCAUGGAGAUGAAAAACGAUGCUUUGAAAACUGUUAUUGCCCAAGGCGGUGAGCCAAAGGAUAAUGAAGUCUUGCUAACUAUGAGUACAUUGACUGAUGAUGGAGUAAUCGGUGUCAAGAAUACUGCUUGUGAGAGGCUAUUGGAUCAGAGGGUGGAGAUGAAGAUGAAAUCAAAGAAGAUAAAUGAUUGUUUGAACAGGUUCCAUGUUGCAAUUCCCAAGCCACGCGACACAAAGGAGCGGCCUCCUUGUAUACCUCAGGCAGUUUUGGAAGCUCAAGCUCGUGGUAAUGCAGCUGCUGUGGAAAAGAAGAAGCUUGAGAAAGAUUUGGAAAAUGAGAAUGGUGGAGCAGGUGUCUACUCUGCCAGCCUUAAAAAGCACUAUAUAUUGGCUGAUGCUGAAUGGAAGGAAGACAAUAUGCCUGAGAUUUUAGAUGGGCACAAUGUGUAUGAUUUCAUGGAUCCAGAUAUCUUGCAAAGGUUGGAGGAGUUGGAGAGAGAAGAGGGGGUUCGCCUUGAGGCAGAGGCCGACGAAGAUGCUUUUGAAAUUGAUGGCAUGGAAUUGACCCCUGAGGAGAAAGAAGCACUAGCAGAAAUCCGGAAAAAGAAGAGCUUACUUAUCCAGGAGCAUAGGAUGAAAAAGAGCACUGCUGAAAGCCGCCCUACUGUCCCAAGAAAGUUUGACAAAGACAAGAAAUUUACCACUGAGAGAAUGGGAAGGCAGCUUUCUUCCUUGGGGUUGGACCCAACUGCAGCCAUGGACCGUGCUCGUAGCCGCUCUGUUUCGAAGAGAGGUCGCAAAAGAGAGAGGUCAGCUGCUGGGGCUGGUGAGGCGAUGGACAUUGACACUGAGCAAUCUAGCAAGAAACUGAGGUCAAGGUCAAGGUCACGGUCACGAUCUCAGUCACGACCACCGGGUGAAGUUGCCCCUGGAGAAGGAUUUAAGGACUCUGCCCAGAAAUUGAAGGCACUCAAGAUAGGAAAGAAGGCUGUUAAGGGGAGGAAUAAGGCUGCUCGCCGUGGAGAGGCGGACAGGGUCAUCCCUAACUUGAAGCCAAAGCACUUGUUUUCUGGAAAACGUUCUAUUGGGAAAACCAGCAGGCGUUGAGAAAACAUCAUUACAAUUGUGUUACUGCGGAGCUGUAUUUCACUGCUUUCUGUUGUCUUACUGUGGCAAGAACAAGAUGGGAGUAUUUAUGGAGUUUUGAUCAACGUACCGAUUAGAGAACAAUCUUUCUUUCUUUUCUUUUUUCUUUUUUCCUUUUUUUUAUUUUUUCUUUUGCAAAUUUGAUGAGUAUUUUUGCUGUGUGACAUAUGUUGUGAUAUUCUCUAUUAUUGUUUUAAUGUCUUUGAUGACGGACUCUCUCUUCUAUAACCAGACUUGUGCUAUUGUUUUCAAA